AUGGACAUCGUUGGCUUUCUGAAGUCUCAAUUCAUUUGCCACCUUCUGAUCUGCUACAUAUUUAUAGUGUCAGGACUGAUCAUUAACUUCAUUCAACUCUUUACGCUUAUACUUUGGCCAAUCAACAAGCAACUGUUCAGGAGGAUCAACUGCAGGCUGGCUUACUGCAUUUCAAGCCAGAUGGUGAUGUUGCUGGAAUGGUGGUCAGGCACCGAUUGUACCCUCUACACUGACCCAGAGAGUUACCACAAGUAUGGGAAGGAGAAUGCCAUCGUAAUCCUUAAUCACAACUUUGAAAUCGACUUUCUCUGUGGUUGGAACUUUUGUGAAAGAUUUGGGGUCUUGGGGAGUUCCAAAGUGCUUGCAAAGAAGGAACUCUCCUACAUGCCUAUCAUUGGUUGGAUGUGGUAUUUCCUAGAGAUAGUCUUCUGCAAGCGUAAGUGGGAGGAAGAUCGGAAAACAGUCAUGCAGAAGUUGCUGAACCUUCGGGACUACCCUGAAAACUUUUGGUUCCUGAUUCAUUGUGAGGGCACAAGGUUCACGGAACAGAAGCAUGAGAUUAGUAUGCAGGUAGCUGAAGCCAAAGGCCUGCCCAAGCUGAAGUAUCACCUACUGCCACGAACGAAAGGAUUUGCUGUCACCGUGCAGUGUUUGAGAAAUGUAGUUUCUGCAGUCUAUGAUUCUACCCUCAAUUUUAGAAAUAAUGAGAAUCCAACAUUGCUGGGAGUUCUAAAUGGAAAGAAAUAUCAUGCAGAUUUAUAUGUAAGGCGGAUUCCACUAGAGGAAGUCCCAGAAGAUGAGCAGGAAUGUUCUAACUGGCUCCACAAACUGUAUCAAGAAAAGGAUGCAUUCCAGGAAGAGUACUACCGAACAGGAACCUACCCAGCAGUCCCUAUAGUACCACCCCGACGACCAUGGACGCUUUUGAACUGGCUUUUCUGGGCCUUAUUGCUGCUAUAUCCUUUAUUCAAGCUGCUUGUCAACAUGAUCAACAGUGGAUCAUCACUGACACUGGCUAGUUUUGCAUUUGUCAUUGUAAUGGCUUCUGUUGGUGUCAGAUGGAUGAUAGGCGUUACAGAAAUUAACAAGGGCUCCACCUAUGGCAACAAUGACAACAAGCAGAAACAAAAGUAGUACCUUCAGAGACUGCUUCAAUCCAAAGGGAACAAACGCAACUUCUGAAAACUCUUCAAGUGCAUAUCAUGGUCCUUCGAGU
This is a messenger RNA of Gavia stellata (red-throated loon), 1216 nucleotides long. RefSeq names its product 1-acylglycerol-3-phosphate O-acyltransferase 4 (gene AGPAT4). The transcript is spliced from 8 exons. Gene Ontology annotation, molecular function: 1-acylglycerol-3-phosphate O-acyltransferase activity. The record is from RefSeq and is a predicted model, not a curated record. NCBI's taxonomy places the organism in Eukaryota, Metazoa, Chordata, Aves, Gaviiformes, Gaviidae. Bases 1 to 1134 code for a protein of 377 amino acids. Gene Ontology annotation, cellular component: endomembrane system; mitochondrial outer membrane.